UCACUGAAUUUUGCUAGCCUGAAUGCCUCUACUGAACAGGGAAACUCAAUUAGAAAUUUUAAUACAAAAGAAAUGUAUAUUGAUCUAUUCAUAAAAGCCCACCUACAAUGGCUGGUUUAUAAGCUGGGCAGGAGCACUGUAUUGGGACUAUGAAAUAAUGGAAAUAAGUCUUGUCAGUCUUGGUUGUAAUUUGCAAAUUUUAAAAAGGCCCAGAAAAAUAAAGAAGCAUCCUGUUUCCACAUAUACGCCCCUUCCUGCUUAGUUGGAAAGCCUUUAAGAUAUUGGAUCCCUCCCAGAAAUCUGCAAAAUAACCUCUAGUUACUGGAAGAAGAAUUACAGAAGAAAUUGGAACUGUUUCUUGGCCAGACAUUUUUAGUUAAUGCCAUGUUAAGAAGCUUGGCUCUAGGCAGACCAAAUCCAGUUUUGUUCCACUCUCUGAGGGCAGCAGUAGCAAAAUGCCAUUCCGAGGAAUUUGUCUUUUAGUGUGUCUUCUUUGUGUGACACAAAUAGCAGCUCAACAAAACACCAGACCCAAGAAAAAACCAGACCCAAGAAAAGAUGCUGUAAGCCUCAGAAUGAUUGAAGAACUUAAAGAGCAACUAGAGAACCUUUCCCAGGAGGUGGCCUUACUAAAGGAAAAGCAAGCACUUCAGACAGUUUGUCUGAAAGGUACCAAGAUCAACCUAAAAUGUGUCCUGGCUUUUUCCAAUGCCAAGACCUAUCAUGAGGCCAGUGAAGACUGCAUUUCUCAGGGUGGCACCCUCAGUACACCACAGACAGGUGACGAAAAUGAUGCUCUCUAUGACUAUGUGAGGAAGAUUCUGGGGAAUGAAGCGGAAAUUUGGCUUGGCAUCAAUGACUUGGCAGUGGAGGGAAAAUGGGUGGACAUGACAAGCAACAGCAUUAGCUAUAAGAAUUGGGAAACAGAGAUCACCACCCAACCUGAUGGAGGGAAGCAAGAAAACUGUGCAGCAUUGUCUGCAGUGGCUGUGGGAAAGUGGUUUGAUAAGAGGUGUAGAGAUCAGUUGCUCUAUGUGUGCCAGUUCAUGAUUGUUUAAUAGAAAGAUUCGUCUCUGGGAAGAUUUAAUCAGUAUAGUCCAUUGAUCUCUGGAGUUUUGUGUGUGCAUCUGUGUGUUUGCUUAAACAUAGACAUAUGGAUAUUUACGAUGAGACAUACAUGUGUACACACAUUUAACAGAAAAAGUAAUGGCAAUGGAUUAGAAUGAAUUAGAUCUAUGUUGCACUUUAAUUGGCUAUAAGCUACAUCCUAUUUGUUAGAAGCAACAUUAUUCUUGCUUAGGUACAAAUCAUAAAUAUCUAUAUUUUUACAUUCAGAAUUUAUUACAAAGACUUCACUUUGGGGAACAUUCAAACUUUGUGCCAAAAUCUCAAUUUAUUGUUACAUGUAAUUUUCCUGCAGUCGUUUUUCUUCUGCUAAUCGCACCAAAUUAAAGUGGCUUUUGUUAAACUGUCCCUAUCUGUUGGACUAAAUAGUUAAAUAGUUCAUCUGAAGAUUUCAGCACAGAACUCAAAAGUAAGCAGAGCUGCAUUAGUUUAUUCUAUGUGAAAAAUAAGAAAAGAAACAACAAAGGAACUAACAAAAAUAUUUUACCUGUUUUGCUAAAAUAUAUAUUUCUAAGUUGCUUACCUGUAUCUCUUCUACAACUUCCUUCUGGGCAUAUCUAGAUUAAAAUCAUUAGGUACAAAUGAAGAAAAAGUAAAACAGGAGAAGAACUGACCUACUGCUGUAAAAAAAUUGUACCAAUGCUUGGAAAAGAAAAGAAAAGAUUUCAGAAGGUUGCUAUAGCACCAGUCUUCACCCAAGUAACAUGGUCAUUGAGGGGGGGAAAGGGCUCCCAUAGAAACAUUAGGGAAUUAAUCGUCAGCUUGAUUCUGACUUGGCUCUUGAUAAUUGUAUUUCCUUAUUUAUAUGUAGAAUUUAUUUCCAUUCACAAAGGAGAACAUUUUUUCAUCUGUUGAAAAGUAUUUGACUAAGUUUCCCCAUUUAUUUGAAUA
Messenger RNA from Protobothrops mucrosquamatus (brown spotted pit viper), 2016 nucleotides. RefSeq names its product C-type lectin domain family 3 member B (gene CLEC3B). NCBI's taxonomy places the organism in Eukaryota, Metazoa, Chordata, Lepidosauria, Squamata, Viperidae. The coding region runs from base 456 to 1058 and encodes 200 amino acids. The record is from RefSeq and is a predicted model, not a curated record. The transcript has 3 exons. Gene Ontology annotation, biological process: bone mineralization; ossification.